Molecule: messenger RNA, 987 nt
Organism: Acanthosepion pharaonis
Lineage: Eukaryota; Metazoa; Mollusca; Cephalopoda; Sepiida; Sepiidae
Source: the annotation of a GenBank genome assembly
AUGUUGGUCCUGUUGAUAUAUACAGAACCAUGCCAAAGAAAUAAAUUCUUCUCAGUUGACCUUCUGAGCCGGCAUGAUUUUUUAAUUUUCUUCUUUUUUUGUUUGUUUUGUUUUAUAGCACUCUUCUUCUUUCUUUUUCUUUCCUAUUUUUCUUUUUUCUUUCUUUUUUAUAUUUUUGUUUUAUUCUUUAUUUCUAUUACAUUCUUUCUUUUGUCUUUUUUUUUUUUUCUAGAAUUUCUUCUUUUAUUUCAUCUUUCAGCUUCCGAUUCGUUUAUAAAUGGACACAUUUUCUUACAUUAUCUCAUUCUUUUCCUACCUAUCUAUCUCAAUCUUUUCCUAUCUAUCUCAUUGUUUUUCUAUCUAUCUAUCUAUCUAAUCUAUCUAUCUAUCUAUCUAUCUCAUUCACGUCCUAUCUAUCUAUCUAUCUAUCUAUCUAUCUAUCUAUCUAUCUAUCUAUCUAUCUAUCUAUCUCAUUCUUGUUCUAUCUAUCUAUCUAUCUAUCUAUUUAUCUAUCUAUCUAUCUAUCUAUCUAUCUCAUUCUUGUCCUGUCCUGUCCAUAUCAUAUCUAUUCAUCUAUCUAUCUAUCUAUCUAUCUAUCUAUCUAUCUAUCUCAUUCACGUCCUAUCGAUCUAUCUAUCUAUCUAUCUAUCUAUCUAUCUAUCUAUCUAUCUCAUUCUGGUUCAAUCUAUCUAUCUAUCUAUCUAUCUAUCUCAUUCUGGUUCUAUCUAUCGAUCUAUCUAUCUAUCUAUCUAUCUAUCUAUCUAUCUAUCUAUCUAUCUAUCUCAUUCUUGUCCUAUCUAUCUAUCUAUCUAUCUAUCUCAUUCUUGUCCUAUCUAUCUAUCUAUCUAUCUAUCUAUCUAUCUAUCUAUCUAUCUAUCUCAUUCAUUUUUCUAUCUAUCUAUCUAUCUAUCUAUCUAUCUAUCUAUCUAUCUAUCUAUCUCGUCUUUCAUCUAUCUCUACCUUAAUCUUUAUCUCACCCAAUGUUAA